AAGAAAUCUGCACCACAAACAGCUGUCUAUGUAUCUAAUCUACCACUAGAUGCUGAUUUAACGGAGUUGAAGCAAAUAUUCUCCAAAUAUGGGAUCAUUGCAGAGGAUUUAUUAGCUGGCAAACCAAAGAUAAAGUUAUAUACAGAUGAUGAUGGUAAAUUCAAAGGUGAUGCUUUAGUGGUUUACCUGAAACCUGAAAGUGUUGAGCUAUCUAUUCAAAUGUUAAAUGGAACAAAAUUAAGAGUCAAUGGAGGUGAUAUAACGGUCCAAAAGGCCGAGUUUAAAGAAAAGACAGAUACUGAAGCUAAAGGGACCAAAAGACAACUCACAGAAGAAGAAAAACAGACAAUAAGGAAACGUUUAAAGGCAUUGAAUGAGAAAGCUGAAGACUGGAAUGGUGAUGAUGAUACAAUUAAUCCGAAAUGGCUUAAAACAAUUGUUAUUAAACGAGCCUUCACUCAGGAAGAGAUUAAAGAGGAUCCAUUGGUUUUGAAUGAUAUAGAGGAAGAUAUGAAGGAAGGAUGUGAAGAAAUUGGAUCAGUGGAGAAAGUGAUUGUUUUCGAUCAAGAAGAAGAAGGAGUCGUUAUGGUUCGUUUCCAUAAUAGCGACUCGGCAGUCAAGUGUAUUGAAAAAAUGGAUGGUAGAUUUUUUGGAGGUCAAAAAUUGGCUGUUUCUAGGUACAAUGGUGAACAUUACAAUAAAACAGAUGACAAAGGAAAACAUAGAAAACAUUCCCCUGAUGAAUAUGAGAAU
This is a messenger RNA of Hansenula anomala, 753 nucleotides long. It is a transcript of the gene CUS2, whose product is annotated as U2 snRNP complex subunit CUS2. Gene Ontology annotation, molecular function: RNA binding. Gene Ontology annotation, biological process: mRNA splicing, via spliceosome. NCBI's taxonomy places the organism in Eukaryota, Fungi, Ascomycota, Saccharomycetes, Phaffomycetales, Wickerhamomycetaceae. Gene Ontology annotation, cellular component: U2 snRNP; U2-type spliceosomal complex. The annotation marks the transcript as partial. The record is from RefSeq and is a predicted model, not a curated record. The transcript is spliced from 2 exons.